Nannospalax galili (Upper Galilee mountains blind mole rat) is the source of this 1102-nucleotide messenger RNA. RefSeq names its product carcinoembryonic antigen-related cell adhesion molecule 1. The record is from RefSeq and is a predicted model, not a curated record. Gene Ontology annotation, molecular function: protein tyrosine kinase binding. Lineage: Eukaryota; Metazoa; Chordata; Mammalia; Rodentia; Spalacidae. The transcript has 6 exons. Gene Ontology annotation, cellular component: cell surface; plasma membrane. Gene Ontology annotation, biological process: signal transduction; regulation of immune system process. Bases 1 to 876 code for a protein of 291 amino acids.
AUGGACACUCUGGCAGGUCCCACUGGCCAGGACCUCUUUGUCAAUGGGUGCCUUAUGGAAAGGCAGGUCAACCUCUGGGAGCAAACUGACAACCUCGGUACAGCACUGCUCCAAAUCAAUGAGGAACGAGACGACCCUGGGUCUUGGCUUUGGGCUAAUAUGCUGCUUAAUGCCAGCAGCAGGGCUGGGGAGCAGUGCUGGGGCCGAAGCUCUUCUCCACAGAGGGAGGACAGAGCAGCCCUGACCACGGAGCCCCUCUCUGCCCCUCCACGCACUGGGAGUAUCUGUUGGCAGCGGCUGCUGUUCACAGCCUCAUUGUUAACCUUCUGGAGCUCCCCCACCUCUGCUCAACUCCAUGUUGAACUGGUGCCGCCCCUGGUUGCUGAAGGGAAGAACGUUCUUCUGGUUGUCCACAACCUGCCUGAGAAUGUUUUUGUCUUUUACUGGUACAAAGGGAAACGUUUAGGCAAUGCCAAUGAAAUUGCACGAUAUUUAAUACCCAGAAAUGAAAAUAGGACAGGGCCUGCACACAGUGGUAGGGAAACCAUAUUUCCCAAUGGAUCCUUGCUGUUCCAGAACGUCAACCAGAACGACACAGGAUUCUACACGCUACAGACCUUCACUCCAAGAGGUGAUAGGAACGAAAUACCUGUGCAGCUCCACGUACACCCUGACCCAGGGCAAGGAAGUUCUGGCCUCUCAGGAGGAGCCAUCGCCGGUAUCGUGGUUGGAGCUGGGGCUGGAGUGGCCCUGAUAGCAGGCCUGGGGUAUUUCCUGUACAGCAGGAAGACUGGCAGGUCCUGCCCCUCUGAUAACUCUUCCAAGAAGGGUCUCAUCACGUAUGCUGAACUCGACAGUAACUCAGUGCGGACUUGAACUUGUGGCAGUCUUCUGGCAUUGCCCUCUCAAGUGCAGGAUUUAAGAGUGCAUGCCACUGUGCCUGGCCGAGAAUGAGGCGUUCCUGGAGACACAGCUGUGAGAGCAAGUUUGAGUCCACAUUCCCUCCAUGCUGCAGGAGAGAGAGAUUGGCUAAGCUCUCCGAUGAAUCUCAGGCAGAGUGCAAGGGUGAGGGGAUGAAGAGGUGUGGAUGGGGGAGGGGGUC